Molecule: messenger RNA, 3952 nt
Organism: Agrilus planipennis (emerald ash borer)
Lineage: Eukaryota; Metazoa; Arthropoda; Insecta; Coleoptera; Buprestidae
Product: E3 ubiquitin-protein ligase COP1-like
Exons: 2
Coding region: 162-2168 (668 amino acids)
Biological process (GO): proteasome-mediated ubiquitin-dependent protein catabolic process
Cellular component (GO): cytoplasm
Molecular function (GO): protein binding; metalloaminopeptidase activity; manganese ion binding
Source: RefSeq, a predicted model, not a curated record
CGUCUUUAAAGAAAACAAAACAUUAGUCCUAACUUCAACUGCAAAAAGAUAUAACCAACAAACCCAGAAUAAGCUGCAAAAACAAGUAGAAUUGUCGGUAUCCAUCUCUUUUUAAUCCCUCUUAACUGUCCAAAUCACCACCAUCUAAAUAUUCCAUUAAAAUGGCCACUGGUGGCCAUGAUGGACGUGGAAGUGCAGGAUCUACACAUAGUUUUGGCAGCAAUCCAACAACCAGAUCAUCUGUAAGGACACCAAAACGUCAGAGAUCAGCUCCAGGAAGCAGCCAAUCUACUGAAGAAAAAAGUGAUUUUCUUUGCCCAGUUUGUUUCAACUUAAUUGAAGAGGCUCACAUAACAAAGUGUGGACAUACUUUUUGCUACAGUUGCAUAUUAAAGUGCAUUGAAACGAUGAAACGAUGCCCCAAAUGCAACUCACCACUUCUCAGUGCCGAGCAAAUCUUUCCAAAUUUCCUUCUGAACGACGUCAUAAAAAAACACAAGAUGCGUAUGAACGGUUUGGAGUCCUUGGGGUUGAGCAGAGAAAGUUCAAACGAAUUUUCUACCCUUGCCGAUGGUUUACGUGACUUUAUCGCUUCUGAAUCCCAAAAUCUUACAUUACCAGAUGUGAAUAUAAUGCUGGAAAUAUUGACCCAGAGGAAACAACUACUGGAAGCUGAAUCAUGUGCUGCACAAAACAAACUGCUCCUGGAAUUCUUAAAACUCUUACUUCAACAGAAAGAGGAGCAAAAGAACCAAAUAAUUAAAGAGGUGAACAUAAUAAAGCAUGACAUUGAUGAGGUUGAAAGGAUUCUUAGAGAAGUCCAUAGUAAAUGUCCUACUUUAGAAGAUGUAGAAAGGGCUGUAGGAUCAGCUUCAGAUGGUGAUUCUGCAGUUCGAGCCAUGAAAAAGGAAAUGAUUGAAAUCAUAGAUAAUAUAGAAUCAACUACGAAAAAGGACGACGCAUCAUUUGUACCCCAGGCCGGUAGCGAAAGUACCAAACAUCCAGGAUUGUCCUCUUUGGCCACUAGAAGAAGACGAAUGCACGCACAUUUUGAAGAUUUCGUCCAAUGUUACUUCACCACCAGGUCCAAAGAUUUAUUUUUCAAGGAUACCGAAAAAUCUCCUAAACUUACCGAAUCUUCUUCAAGUUUGAACGAAUUCCGAGAGAAUCUUGUCAAAUUUUCACGUUACAACUCAUUAAGACCACUUGCCACCCUAAAUUAUUCCAACGACCUCUUUAACAAUUCUACAAUCGUUUCCAGCAUAGAAUUUGAUAAAGAUAACGAAUUUUUUGCAAUAGCUGGAGUCACAAAAAGGAUAAAAGUGUUUGAUUAUAAUGCUGUUAUUCAGGACUCUGUGGACAUUCACUAUCCUUGCAUGGAAAUGGUAUCUAGCUCGAAGAUCUCAUGUGUGAGUUGGAACAGUUAUCACAAAGGUACUCUUGCUUCUAGCGACUAUGAGGGCACUGUUACUAUUUGGGACGCAUCUACUGGCCAGAGGACAAAAACAUUUCAAGAACAUGAAAAGAGAUGUUGGAGCGUUGAUUUUAAUGACGUCGACACCCGACUUAUAGCAUCCGGAUCGGAUGAUGCCCGAGUGAAAUUGUACUCUUUGAAUGUAGAACAUUCAAUAGCAACCUUAGAAGCAAAAGCAAAUGUCUGUUGUGUUAAAUUCAAUCCUCGAAGUUCCUGUCAUCUAGCAUUUGGAAGUGCGGACCAUUGUGUCCACUAUUAUGACCUGAGAAAUAUGAAGGAGCCUGUUAGCGUGUUCAAAGGUCACAAAAAAGCUGUUAGUUACGUUAAAUUUCUCAACAGCGAGGAAAUAGUAUCAGCAUCGACUGAUUCGCAGUUAAAAUUAUGGAAUAUUAAUACUCCUUAUUGUCUGAGGUCUUUUGUGGGGCAUAUUAAUGAGAAAAAUUUUGUGGGAUUGGCUACAGAUGGCGACUAUGUCGCCUGUGGAUCGGAAAAUAACGCCCUUUAUAUUUAUUAUAAGGGUUUGACUAAAAAACUUUUCAGUUACAAAUUUGAAGCUACAAGAGGGGUUUUAGAAAAUGAACGCAGAGAGGAUGAACCUAAUGAGUUUGUAUCAGCAGUGUGUUGGAAACAACACUCGAAUGUGGUCGUAGCUGCUAAUAGCCAAGGAACUAUUAACAUUUUAGAGCUCGUUUGAAAGCGGAAAUGUCGUUAAUUAUUAUUCGUUAGUAUUCGACAAAAUAUUGUGUUCGACAUUGUCUUUCAUGUGAUAGAGAAAAUUUAAAUGUGUAAGACCAAUAUUGAUUCCUCUCGCCUUUUGUUUUUGUGGUGGUUUUUAAGGUAUUUUAGAUUGGGUGUACAUUGAUAAAUAAUUUUUUAAUUCAAUCGCUUUUGCACCUGUUAAUUAUCAAUUCAGUUGUGCUAAAUAAUAGCAUUUUAAUUUAUUACAAAGCAAAAAAUUAAAUAUGCUAUUCGUUUUUUAAAAAAUGUUUUUUUUUAAAGUUAUAAUGAAAAAGACUGUUUAUAUGGUAGCUGAGAAAAGUUUUGAGUAUCGAUUAGAAAUUGUGAAAAUCAUUUUGGAAAUUUACAAAUUUAAAAUAAUGACGAUAACUAAUUUACAAAUCAAAGAGCUUUACAAACGUAUUUGUAUUUUAAUACAUACGCAUAACAUGGCUUGAUCAACUUUACUUUUAUUUACUAAAUAUGAUAUUGAUAAAAUAAAUAAUUGAUAAUUUCAUUAUAUUGUAAAGUCGAUUAAAUAAUACUGCCAACUGUACCUACUCUUAAUAUAGUUUUGCUACUACAAUUUCUCCUCAAAACGUUUCAGCAAUAAGUACAAAUGCUAAGAAGGGUAUAUCUUUUCAAAUGUGAAAUUGAACAAGAACGAAUCAUUUCAAAAAACUUUAAUAAUUGUAAAAAUAAAUAAGAAGCUGUAAACGCUUUGCAGUUUUUUACUUAAAUAUUUAUUAAUUCAGAAUAUUUUAUAAAAAACAGUUCCAAAAUUUCAAAUUAAAUUUUCUAUAAAUGCACGUUUCAUUGUGUUCCUUUUAGUGGUUGUUUUGUACCUAUAUAUGUAUUACUGCCUUCUAGUUUUUGUACAUCAAUUGUUUUCAUCGGUGGUUGUGAAAAAAAUUGGUAAUUGGGGGUAAAAAUCUCACUCUUUGUUAAUGUUUGCUCCUAAUGAUUUGCUGAUUUAUAAAUAAUGCUAUUUUUGUCUGGACUUAAUAGAUACAAACUGGAAACAUCUUUAGUAUUUAUAGCUAAAAAUAAAUCACGUAUAACGUUCGGAGAUGUAUAAAUUAUUUUUAAUAGUUUAUUGAAACGGUAUAUUGUACAGAAAUUUAUGUAUACACAGUUAUAUCAUUUUUUACUGUUAGUGUUCAAUAGAGAAUUCAUUAUAUUGUAAUGAUGUGAUGGCUUCAGAAAUCAUAAAUUGCAGGGGCUCUUGUCUGAACUGUAUACACAUACAUUUAUAUUUUUAAUUUUUAAAUGAAAAAUGAAAGCAAAUUUAAUUAUCUAUGUAAUACAAAAAAUAUUUACAGGAGCCGUUGCAAUGUAUAAAUUCCAUUGAUGUUUUUGCUCAUUUAAUUAAUUACAUACAUGCAUAUAAUUGUGCCAAAUUUACAGUGUCGGUGUCUUAGGAAAACUGCACAAAUUAACAUUCGUCGUUAAUUAAUAUGAGUGCUAGAACUACUUAAAUGACUGAGAAAGUUAUAUAACAUUUUUAGGGAUGUUACUUUGUUGUCUACUUAAGCAUUUGUUAUUAGAAUUCAUAAAUAUAUUUUCGGACGAUUGCUCACAUGCAUUAGAAAUGAUAAAUAGCUAUUUGAAAUUCCAUGUGUUAGUUUUGUAGAUUUAAAAUCGGGGCUGUAUUAGUGUUAACUAUUUUCAUGAUAUUUUUCUGUUGUUUGUUAUUGGUAGAAUCAAUAUAUCAUUUCUUGCUGUUGUAUCAUGUCGAUAGCAAUAAAGUAUUCAUUACUA